This is a messenger RNA of Colletotrichum navitas, 1432 nucleotides long. RefSeq lists its product as uncharacterized. The transcript is spliced from 4 exons. The record is from RefSeq and is a predicted model, not a curated record. NCBI's taxonomy places the organism in Eukaryota, Fungi, Ascomycota, Sordariomycetes, Glomerellales, Glomerellaceae. The coding region runs from base 260 to 1306 and encodes 348 amino acids.
UAGAAAAAGCAGCCAAGACAAGCGAAUUGGGCUAUUGAACGGCCUGAGGUGGUGUCCCGCAAGAAAAAGAAACUGCCCCUGCUCAACGGGGGGAUGGUCAUGGAAAUCCUCACAAGAUUCAAAAUGGAGCGGCCGUGCUCCGUUUUCCAUGUAAGCACUGGGGACAUCUCGAAGCUCAUCGUCUCUUCCACCUUCCGCACAGUCCAGUUGUGGGCGACAAGGACUGUCACCCCUCCAUCACACUCAUCGGGGCCGUAGUAUGGAGGCACGACCUCCUACGAUGCCUGCGGCAGGCGACAAAGUCGUGAUAUUCCCGCUUGAGAGGCAGGUUCAGGUCUCAGUGGUGGCGGUCUCCGUCGCCUUCAUCAUCAUACCGACUAUCAUGGUCACCCUGCGCCUCAUCUCAAGGCGCAUAGCGAAUCGGGUCAUAAAUGGGAGCGAUUGGUGUAUUAUCGCAGCCUGUGUCUUCUCCAACGCUCUCCAAGCCGUCUCGAUUGUCAGCGUGGUGCAAUGCGGCGUUGGUUUUAGCAACGCCGAUGUCGUCCCCAAGUACGGCUUCGGACCGAUCAUCAAAUUUCUCAAGGUCCUUCUCGCCCAGCAGAUUCUUUGGGCGAUUAGUCUCAGUCUCUGCAAGAUCGCCAUCCUUCUCCUCUACUCUAAGAUCUUCACGACGCAUGCGAUGGCCAUGGCAGCAAGGAUCAUGACUGGCUUCACUGCUUUAUGGACCGUGGCCACCAUUCUCGUGGCGUUCUUAAUCUGCCGCCCUCUAUCAGACAACUGGCUUCUCGACCUCAAGAGCCGCAACUGCGGAAACCAGCCGGCGGCCGACGGGACAAUGGGGGUCUUGAACAUGAUUACCGACAUUGCUGUUCUCAUCAUGCCAAUUCCACACCUGUGGAAGCUGCGCCUUGAGACGUAUAAAAAGGUCGCUCUCAUCGUGACGUUUUCUCUCGGGGUCUUUACGUGCGUCGUAUCAGCUUUGCGACUGUACUAUCUUGCCAACCUUGGGUACUACGACAUUAUAUUCAACAUCCCCAGCGCCCUCAUCUUCAGCACCCUUGAGCCCGGCGUCGGCAUCACACUGGCCUGCAUUCCGUUUCUUCGGCCUUUGUUGGGCCGUUCCACGUACUCGCCCAAGGGCACUGCGAAUUACUGCAGCUCCAGUGGACAUACUGCGAGACUGGGCCUGGGCGACCGAGAAAUGAACGGAUUCGUUCUCGUCAGUAACGACUCGUCUCAAUACCCGCUCCAGGAGUACGAUAAAAAAAAGCCAGAUACCAGAGAUCCCUGGCGAUUGUUUGUAUAGCAGGGAUGAUAGUGCUUAACGGUUAUUAUAACAUAAACACGGGGUUGAAUAUUAUGCUCACUUGAUGUCUAUUGUUUCCUAGUGAUGCAAUGAGCCAACAUUGUACGAUAAACUAACGUAAAAGUG